CUCUCUACGCCUACACUGGACUGAAGAAGAAGACGACGCGCAAGCGGAAGCGGAAGCGGAAGGCGUUAGUCGCUCCGCCACGUCCAUCCGGUGUCGCUCCGGGCACCACCAUCCCUCUCUCUCUCCCGGCAAUGAGGCUUCGGUCCAAUGUGCCUCUCUCGUUGCUCCUCGCAUGCAGCCUCCUCCUCCUCCUCCUCCUCGUCCGGUUUCCCUCUUCGCUUGCCGUGGAUGAUUCGACCGGCCGGUCCAACGCCGCCUUCGCGGACGAAAUCAAUGCGACCGCGGCCGAGUUUAAUGCCUCACGGCCGAGAUCCAAGGAGGACAGCUUCGCCGACAUGAUCGAUCGCGCUCUAGAGAAGGAGUUCACCGAGAGCGACCAGAACGAAGCUACAGAUCCUGGAAGCUUCAAUAACAGUGUUGCAGGGCAGCAGGCAGUUUUGGAAACUGUUGCUAGAGUAAAGUCCAAGAAGAAUGACACCAAGGAGGAGAAGUCAUUCCAGCUACAUACUGUUUUCAACCUGGAUAAUGAGAACCGAGCAGAAGACACACCAAUGCUUAUUGAUCGGAAGGACAAUGUCUUCAUCAUAUCGAAUCCAAAGUCGAAGUACCCUGUGUUACAGUUAGACUUAAGAUUGAUAUCAGAUCUUGUGGUUGUCAUUGUCUCUGCAACUUGUGGUGGCAUCGCUUUUGCUUGUGCUGGACAGCCGGUGAUUACCGGGUAUUUGCUUGCAGGAUCUUUCAUUGGACCUGGUGGCUUUAGCUUUGUUAGCGAAUUGGUGCAAGUUGAAACAGUUGCUCAGUUUGGUGUAAUUUUUCUUCUUUUUGCGCUUGGACUUGAGUUCUCAGCAACUAAGCUACGAGUUGUUAGAGCAGUUGCUGUGCUGGGAGGUCUUCUCCAGAUUUUCCUUUUCAUAUGCUUGUGCGGCAUAACAGCCUCGUUAUGCGGUGGCAAACCUUCAGAGGGGGUAUUUGUUGGUGCAUUCCUUUCAAUGUCUUCGACUGCUGUGGUUUUAAAAUUUUUGAUGGAAAGAAAUAGCAUAAGUGCUCUUCAUGGUCAGGUUACAAUAGGAACCCUUAUUUUGCAGGAUUGUGCUGUUGGUUUGCUGUUUGCUCUCCUUCCAGUCCUUGGUGGCACUUCUGGUGUCCUUCAAGGAGUGAUAUCCAUGACUAAAUCGUUGGUGAUUCUAAUUGCGUUUUUGGCGAUUUUGUCGAUAUUAUCACGUACAUGUGUUCCGUGGUUCCUGAAGCUUAUGAUCAGUUUGUCAUCACAAACUAAUGAACUUUAUCAAUUGGCAUCGGUGGCUUUCUGCCUGCUUGUUGCUUGGUGUAGUGACAAGUUGGGCCUGAGCCUUGAACUGGGCUCCUUUGCUGCUGGAGUGAUGAUAUCAACGACUGAUCUAGCUCAACACACACUCGAACAAGUUGAACCUAUCCGAAACUUCUUUGCUGCUCUUUUUCUUGCCAGCAUCGGGAUGUUGAUACAUAUUCAUUUUCUCUGGAAUCAUGUUGAUAUUUUAGUAGCAGCUGUUAUAUUGGUGAUCAUCAUAAAAACAGUAGUCGUGGCCACAGUUGUGAAAGGAUUUGGAUACAACAACAAGACAGCACUUCUUGUGGGAAUGUCUCUGGCACAGAUUGGGGAAUUUGCUUUUGUCCUUCUCAGUCGUGCUUCUAAUCUUCGAAUAAUUGAGGGUAAACUGUACCUCUUGCUACUUGGUACCACAGCUCUCAGUUUGGUGACCACGCCAUUGCUGUUCAAGCUGAUUCCUGCUGUUGUACAUCUUGGAGUACUAUUGGGCUGGUUCACCCCGGACAGUCCUAGUGAGAUUGGAUAUAAAGGAGAUAGCCUACGUGCAGAAAGUGCUAAGCGUAUUACCUUCAUGGUCCAAGGCUCUCAUGAUUCAUGAUAUUAAAUAAAUCACAAACCCACAGAAAUGCAAAUUUCCCGCCUUUCCUGAUGGGCUUCUUAAUACUCUGGGGGGACAGGUGCAUAAGACUGCAAAGGAAGUCGACUGAGCAUGCGGUUUCUUCCUUUUGUGAAAGCUCUUCUUGUGUUUGCCUACGUCCAGUACAUAUUUCUGAUCAGAGCAGAGUGAACAGCAUGCCAACCGUAACCCAAGUAAAGGAAAAAAAAGAAUGGGGGAGUGUAUAUGAUUCACACGCGAAAAUAUACUGCUAAUCUUGGAUCUAGGUCGUCAUUUUUAGUCUCUUUGGUGGCCUCUAGUGUAACAUAUUGUCCAUGGAAAUGUAGGUAGAAUAUUCAUAUUCUCUUUCCUGUCAUUUAGCAAGUUGAUUGAUUCAUUUUUUUUCCCUCUUCACAAUUUUGAACUUCUCGGUUUGAGUUACUUCGGAUAUGAACUAACAAAGAUCUGAUGUAGUGUCCUAACUAGUGUAUCAUAUCCACGCUUUCCC
Molecule: messenger RNA, 2409 nt
Organism: Rhodamnia argentea
Lineage: Eukaryota; Viridiplantae; Streptophyta; Magnoliopsida; Myrtales; Myrtaceae
Product: K(+) efflux antiporter 4
Exons: 20
Coding region: 132-1904 (590 amino acids)
Biological process (GO): potassium ion transmembrane transport; proton transmembrane transport
Cellular component (GO): membrane
Molecular function (GO): potassium:proton antiporter activity
Source: RefSeq, a predicted model, not a curated record